Symbiodinium sp. CCMP2456 is the source of this 1547-nucleotide messenger RNA. NCBI's taxonomy places the organism in Eukaryota, Dinophyceae, Suessiales, Symbiodiniaceae. The record is from the annotation of a GenBank genome assembly.
GUGAAGUUUCCCUCGCUUCCCGGAAGGGUCAAGCUUACCACAAGCGCAAGGCUCGCUUGGUUGCCUGCGGCAACCACGCCCCAGGUUUGGCAGAGGAAGGGGAGCUUUGGAUCCUCACGCACGCGGUGCUGGACCCAAACUGGUGGCGUGUUGUUCGCACCUCUGACGGGGUUGCCGUAGGAGGUAAAGAGGUGAUCGCAGCCUUGGCUACGGCCAUCCAGGGCAUCUGGAAAACGACACCUCUCGCAAUUGCCACCGCAGAGCACCCGCUGAGGUUUUUGGGAGUUGAAAUCCUAGUGCAAGGUUCCGGGUUUGUUUUGUCUCAGCAGGCUUACGCCGAAGAGCUGCUUCGUCUCAACAACGUGAAGCCCACAGCACUAGGUAAGGUCCCCUGUCCUCGCGACCUCGUUUCGUUUGACACUCUCCUGACGGACGAGCCCCCAACCGAGGAGACCGUUCGAACAGCACAGAGGCUGACCGGAGAAAUCCUGUGGCUGAGCCAGCGCACCCGGCCUGACUUAGCUUUCACUGCUUGUGUGCUUGCCUCUCUCAGCACGAAGGCGCCGCAACGAGCCAUCCGCAUUGCAGAGAAGGCCCUUGCGUAUGUGCAGCGUACCAAGGCGCUAUCCCUCACCGCUAACGCGGAUGACACAGGCUUGAUCGCGUACAGUGAUGCCAGCUACGCACCAGAAGGGAAUCGGUCUCACACAGGGUGGGUGGUUUUCCUUCACGGGUCGCCGGUGUGUUGGCGUUCAGCACGACAGUCCUUCGUCACACUUAGCACGGCAGAAGCCGAACUUGUUGCUGGACUUGACGCCGUAGUUGCCCUGCAGUCAGCAGAGGCCAUGCUGAGUGAGUUCGGGGUUUCUAGCCUCGACAAGACUUUAAGGGUUGACUCGCAGUCUGCAUUGGCCAUUGCCAUCGGCCAAGGGUCUUGGCGAACCCGCCACCUAAGGGUGCGCGCCAACUACCUCCGAGAGCAGUACGAGUCCGGUGAGAUCAUCCCCGUCUAUUGCCCAGGAGUUGAGCAGGUUGUCGGUGCUGCCAGCCAGUCAACAGACGAAGAAGAAGACUUGUCUCUCCCUGUGCCGCUUGAUGCAGAUUUGAUGUUGGCAGUAUCCAUCAUCUGCAUUGGCAUCUGCUUCAUUGCAGUGUGGGAGUUCCUCAAGUGGUGCCUUCAAGGUGUCAUCUCCCGCCGAGAGGCAGGGACAGCCGUGUCGUCCCUCAGCCCUCGCAAGGCGCGCAAGUUGCAGCGCCUUCGAGAUCAAACUGCGCAGGCCAUCCAGGCCGAGAUCUCUGCACGUGAGGAGGCAACAAACUCGCAGGCAGCUCCUGCAGCUCCCAGACGCCGCCCCUCACAAACAACUCGCACGCGUGAACAGGCAGGUGGAGCACCAACGCGUUACUUUGCAACACCCGAAGGGACCAAGCUCCACCGCACGAAGACCUGUUCCACGCUCGCCCACUCGCACAGGUUUGUUGAGUUCCAAGUGUGCCAGCAGUGCCACGGGAGCACUGCCGACCACACCCAGCACAGCACAGGGUAG